GCCGCCGCGUCACUCCUCGCCGUCGCCAUGAGAGCCGCUUGCUUCUUCACCGCCGCCGCCGCCGCGCUCCCCCUUCCUUCCACCUCGGCCUCUGCGUGCUGUCAGCGGAGGCCGCCCGCCGCGCCCCUCUGCUCCCGGCCUCGCCGCCUCGUGGGCGGCGGCGGCGGCGUGGUCAGGGCGCUCGACGAGCGGCUGGUCGAGGCCGCGCCGCCGGCGGAGACCGAGGUGGAGGAGCCUGGCGUUGCUGAUGGAGGCGGAGAAGGGGAGAGACAGGGCGAGGAGUUGGGACCGUCGGGGAAGCGGGAGGGGGAGGAAGAGGAGGAGCAGCCGGCGACGGCUCCCGUGAGGACCAGGCGGCGGCAGCCGGAGGAGGAGGAGGAGGAUGCGCCGGGGCACGACCGGUUCAAGCUCAUCAACGGCAAAGAGAUAUUUCAAGAGAAGGCAUACCUGGUUGGAGUAGAGUGCAAGAGGACUGGAGGAAGUAUAUUCAGUAUAGAGGAAUCACUUGAGGAGCUGGAGCAGCUAGUUGACACUGCGGGGCUCAUGGUUGUCGGCUCAACCUAUCAAAAGCUUUCUACCCCAAAUCCAAGGACUUAUAUUGGCUCAGGCAAGGUUGCUGAAAUCAAGAGUGCAAUUCAUUCCCUUGAUGUUGAAACUGUGAUUUUCGAUGAUGAGUUGUCCCCUGGACAAUUGCGUAACUUGGAGAAGUCAUUUGGUGGGGGUGUUCGAGUCUGUGACAGGACUGCUCUUAUUCUGGACAUCUUUAAUCAAAGGGCAGCAACACACGAAGCUGCUCUACAGGUCACCUUGGCGCAAAUGGAAUAUCAGCUUCCAAGGUUGACAAAAAUGUGGACUCAUCUUGAACGACAGUCAGGAGGUCAAGUCAAGGGUAUGGGUGAGAAACAAAUUGAAGUUGACAAGCGCAUCUUGAGAACACAAAUAAGUGCUUUGAAGAAAGAAUUGGAAUCUGUCCGAAAACAUCGAAAGCUGUAUCGCAACCGUCGCCAAUCGGUGCCUAUUCCUGUUGUUUCUCUGGUGGGAUAUACAAAUGCUGGAAAAAGUACAUUGUUGAACCGCUUAACUGGAGCUGACGUACUUGCAGAGGAUAAAUUAUUUGCCACACUGGAUCCGACAACAAGAAGGGUUUUGAUGAAGAAUGGUACUGAAUUCCUCCUAACAGAUACUGUCGGAUUCAUUCAAAAACUACCUACUAUGCUGGUGGCAGCAUUUAGAGCAACAUUGGAGGAGAUAUCAGAAUCAUCAGUAAUAGUUCAUCUUGUAGAUAUCAGUCAUCCAUUAGCUCAAGAGCAGAUAGAUGCUGUUGACAAAGUGUUGAAGGAGUUGGAUAUAGAAUCAAUUCCUAAGUUGGUCGUGUGGAAUAAGAUUGACAAUACUGAUGACACGUUGAGAGUGAAAGAGGAAGCUGAGAAACAAGGGAUAAUCUGGAUAUCAGCUAUCAAUGGUGAUGGUUUGGAGGAUUUCUGCAAUGCAAUCCAAGCAAAACUGAAAGACUCACUGGUUCCAAUAGAAGCUUUUGUUCCAUACGACAAAGGAGAGCUCCUUAGUGACAUACAUAAGGUUGGAAUGGUUGAGAAAACGGAGUACAUGGAAAAUGGUACCUUUGUGAAAGCACAUGUGCCUCUGCCUCUUGCAAGGCUUCUCACGCCGCUGCGGCAACAGGUGGUGGCCGCUCUAUAAUGUGCAACCUCCUGUACCGCUUUUCGUCAUUAUUUGUGUUGGCAACCACAGAAUCUGGCGGUCUUGUAGUACAGAAUUAAACCCAGAGAUAGAUUUUUCUUGCCUUCUGUUUGACCUGUGUAGAAAGAGCAUCAUCACAAGAUUUUAGAUGAGUUAGACACUUAGCUGUAAAACAGUAUAGUAUCAAUUUUAUUACUGUAAAUAUUCUUUUCGCAGAAAUUCACACUUGCCUAGCAGUCCAUAAAAA
Messenger RNA from Oryza brachyantha (malo sina), 1945 nucleotides. RefSeq names its product GTPase HflX. The coding region runs from base 28 to 1698 and encodes 556 amino acids. Gene Ontology annotation, cellular component: cytoplasm. Gene Ontology annotation, molecular function: ribosome binding; GTP binding. Lineage: Eukaryota; Viridiplantae; Streptophyta; Magnoliopsida; Poales; Poaceae. The transcript is spliced from 13 exons. The record is from RefSeq and is a predicted model, not a curated record.